AGUACUGACGCAAUGUGUCAACGCGAGUUCAGCGGUAACGCACACCACUCGCCAAAUAAGGCAGAAUCUCUCUCCACAAUAUGACAAACGUCAUACCGGCGUCAGGCAUGCACAGCUUUCCCGUUACUUUCAAAGGGUAUAUAAGGUCGAGGAUAUUCGCUUUUCUUCCCCAACAUCUUCUGUCCACACACACCCACAUAUCAACUUAAACUCACAAUCAAUAUCAUCAUCAUCACAAUGGCUGACACUGGACGUCAAUCUAUGACCGACAAGGCUGCUUCUUCUGUGAAGCCCGACUCCCAGAAGUCGAUGACCGAGGAAGUUGGUGACAAGAUGAAAGGAAUGUCCGACUCGGUCGCUUCUACUCUCCAACCGCAGAGCGAGAAAUCCACCACCCAGAAGGUCGGUGACACCAUGAGCGGAAACUCCAACGAAGGGCAGGAGUCUUUGAUGGAGAAGGCCAAGCACGCCACGGGCAUGGGUGAUUCGGAGACGAAGUAGUUCAGUCCUUUCAAUACGAGCGUCUCAUAUACUGUAUUAUAUGUCGGGAUAA
Suillus fuscotomentosus is the source of this 553-nucleotide messenger RNA. Its product is annotated as heat shock protein 9/12-domain-containing protein. Bases 238 to 501 code for a protein of 87 amino acids. Lineage: Eukaryota; Fungi; Basidiomycota; Agaricomycetes; Boletales; Suillaceae. The record is from RefSeq and is a predicted model, not a curated record. The transcript is spliced from 4 exons.